UUUCACCGUAUUUCACGGCGGCCAUGAGUCUCACGCUUCAAGCGGCACCGUCAUCAGCAUACGACCAGCGCACGGUCACGGUGGGGUCGACCCAAAUGGCAUGCGCCGCUCCCGAAGCCAAUAUCAAGAAGGCCGAGACGUUGGUGCGCAUCGCCCAUCAACGGGGGGCCCAGAUCGUGCUCUUGCAAGAGCUGUUCCAACAUACGUACUUCCCCAUCGAGCUGUCCAGCCAAAACUUCCAUCUUGCCGACACCCUUGAGUCGUCGGGCAUCCUUCGCGGCAUGCAAGCCCUCGCCAAGGAAUUGAGCGUCGUGUUGCCCAUCUCGUUCUUCGAGCGAUACAAGCACAGCUACUACAACUCGGUGGCCGUCAUCGAUGCCGACGGUUCCAUCCUUGGUGUGGUCCGCAAGGCGCACAUCUCAGACCGCUUGGGAUACAACGACAAGUACUACUUUACGCCGAGCGACGAUCCCGUCCCCGUGUUCCACACGCGCUACGCCACGAUUGGGGUCGGCAUCGGGUGCGACCAGUGGUACCCUGAAUAUGCCCGGUUGCUAGCGAUCAGCGGCGCCGAAAUCAUCUUUUACCCGAGCGCAUUGGGCAGCAACCAAUAUGAUGUGCAAUACGACCCCCGUGACCAAUGGCACCGCGUGAUGCAAGGCCAUGCCGCAGCGAACAUGGUGCCCAUCAUCGUGUCCAACCGCGUGGGGACGGAAGAAAGCGACGGCGUCCAAGUGACUUUCUGCGGGUCUUCGUUCAUCACGGGAAACACCGGGGAGUUGUUGAAGAUUGCCGAUCGAGACUCGGAAGGGGUGUUGGUGGACACACUCCCGCUGGGCAAGUUCCACAUCCGUCGUGCGAGCUGGGGCCUCCUUCGUGAUCGCCGUCCCCACUUAUACAAAGGCUUGUUGACGCGAGAUGGCAGCGCUUGAAGCAUGCAUGUCCGCGAGCGCCUCUCGACCUCGCUCCUCGACAUGUACUUUACGCCGCAUAUUCGAAUUCGACGAGGAAUAUAACCAGUAAAAAGUGAAACCGUCAAUUUGAAAAUACUGGUCAUUGAUUGGCU
Molecule: messenger RNA, 1066 nt
Organism: Aphanomyces astaci
Lineage: Eukaryota; Oomycota; Saprolegniomycetes; Saprolegniales; Verrucalvaceae
Product: N-carbamoylputrescine amidase
Exons: 7
Coding region: 24-932 (302 amino acids)
Molecular function (GO): hydrolase activity, acting on carbon-nitrogen (but not peptide) bonds, in linear amides
Source: RefSeq, a predicted model, not a curated record